AUGGAUACAGAUGCCAAGAGUUUCGGAACCAUUGAAGAGAAUGGCACUGUGAUUGAAGGAGGUGCAUUCUACAAUCCAGCACAGAAGUUCAACAGAUCGCUUACCAUUCAAAUAAUCAAUAGCUAUAUAAAAACCUCAGCCAAAGAGGGAAUAGUACUGCUUGAGUGCAUGUCAGCUACCGGUCUUAGAGGGAUAAGAUAUGUAAAGGAGCUGCGCGGGAAAAAUACUAUUGUAAUGAACGACAUAUCCACUGCAGCAUGCAACAACAUAGUGGCCAACUGUAUUGCCAAUGGCAUACUAGCAGACCUCAGCAAGCCAGUUUCAAGCGAGAAUGGGACGGUUGAGGUGCAGAAUGAAGACUGCCGAUCUCUUAUGCUUUGCCGAAAGAAAGUGUUUGAUGUAAUUGAUAUAGAUCCCUUCGGCACCUGCUCGCCAUAUAUUGAAACGGCUCUAGAAGGAAUUGCAGACGGCGGGCUUCUGUGCGUGACAUCAACUGACACAAAAGUGCUUUUUGACAAGCCGCCUGAGUCAUGCUAUAAGUACUAUGGCUCUGUCUCCAUGAAUAAUUCUUACUCGCAUGAGCUAGCUGUAAGAGUGAUUCUGUCAUAUAUCUCACGGAGUGCUGCAAAGGCGGGGAUGUACAUUGAGCCACUGGUCAGCAUGUCUAUGGACUUUUUUAUUCGAGUGUUUGUCCGGGUCGGCCGCAGCAAGCAGAAGUCAAACCACUGUUUGCUUCAGAACAGCCAAUACUUUCUGUGCGCCUGUCUUAAUAGACAAGCCCUGCCUAUUCUGCAAAAAGACAGCACAAAAGAGGCAUAUCGGCAUGUGAAGAUAGCUGCGUCUACAGAGUGCAGGAUGUGCAAAAGACAUCUUGGUCUAUAUGGACCGUUCUGGACAGGUCCUUUGCAUGAUAAGUCGUUUUUGCAGGAGGUAAUCAACAGCAUACCAAAGGCGGAUAUUGAGAGCAAGACAGGAGGGAUCAAGGAAAGUGCACAUACACCCACGCAGAUAAACAGAAGAAUACACGGAAUGCUCUCAAUGGCCAGGGACGAGAUUGAUACUAUCUUUUACCACUUUAUUCCCGCGAUCUCAUCUGUGCUGUCCUUCCCUGUUCCUCCCCUUCCGCAGAUCAUUUCAUUUUUGCAUGCACACGAUAUUAAGGUGUCCUUAACACACUGCAAGCCAAAUUCAAUUAAAGCCACAGGGGAUAUUGAGUACGUGUAUGCAGCAGUCAUACUCUACUAUAAGUCAGUAAAGCCCGAAAUAUACGCACUGUACGAAGACAGACUUACAGGAAAGAGACAGGACAUAGACAGAAACACGCAUAAUUUAAUGGUAUAUAUGAAUGCCUACAUAGAAGAAAAUGGAUUAAAAAGUAAAUUUGAGGUAGAUGAUGAGGCAAUAGAGAUAACCUCCAAAAAGUACUUGAAGUUUCAGGAUAAAAGUGGGCUUGGAUGGGGUCCCAUGAAAAGAUAG
Molecule: messenger RNA, 1476 nt
Organism: Nematocida ausubeli
Lineage: Eukaryota; Fungi; Microsporidia
Product: N2,N2-dimethylguanosine tRNA methyltransferase
Exons: 1
Coding region: 1-1476 (491 amino acids)
Biological process (GO): tRNA N2-guanine methylation
Cellular component (GO): nucleus
Molecular function (GO): RNA binding
Source: RefSeq, a predicted model, not a curated record